UUGUGGGCAUAUUAGGUUAGCAGGCGUCACGCAUUAAUUAACCUAACGACUAUGGAGCCUCAACUAAUUGGAUCAUCGGAUGCGGAUGGGCUCUGCGUAACCAUUGUUACUGUUUUCUUAAUCUUAUUUGACAGUGGAGUGCUUGGUUGAUUGGUGACACAGUGAGAAAUGGAAGAAGCCAACGCGAAGGCAUUGCAUCAACAGCAGUUACUUCUACAACAGCAGCAGCAGCAGUCACAAAAUCAACAGCGGCAACAACAACAAUUUCUACUCUUACAACAGAUCCAUAAACAAGCCCAGCAACAGCAACAGCAGCAAGCUGCGGCGAUUUCGCGUUUCCCUUCAAACAUCGAUGCCCAUUUGCGCCCGCCGGGCCUUCUUCACCGACCCCUCAAUGUCCAACAACAAACCACUAGUACUAGCCCUAGCCCUAACCCUAAUUCGGGUCCUGCUGUCCCCAAUUCUCAGCAACCGCAGCAGCAGCAGCAACAACAACAACAACAGAGCCCUAAUUUACAGCAGCAAAAUCCGCAACAAGGGCAACCACAGCAACAGCAGCAGCAGAAGGCGAUUCGGAGCCCAGUGGAGCUUCAGAUGGCAUACCACGACGCAUGGCGGGUAUGCCACCCAGACUUCAAGCGCCCCUUCUCUUCCCUCGAAGAUGCUUGCGAGAGGUUACUACCUUACCAUGUUGUAGCUGACUACGAAGCAGAGGAGGAUGAUAGAAUCCUUGAUUCUGACACAACAGGACAGAUGCUAUCUCGUUCCCAGCAGUGGGAUAACAACAUUGCAGCCAAAGUUGCAGAAUUCACUGCCAUGUUUGAGAAACAGGCCCUUGCUUUCAACAUUAUAAACAAGAAGCGAGCAGUUGGUGAAUUUCGAGCUGAGGAGAGAUUAAUGGUUGAGCAGGCUCUUCUCCAAGACGAGAGACGAGUGAUGGCAGAAUUGAAAGCACAAAUAGAAUCAAGGGAAAAAUCUGGUCGCGAGGCUCAGUUGCGAAUGGCAGCCAUGGUACAGGCAGAACAAGCUCGAGCUGAGUCACAGGCUCAUGCUGAAUUGAUGACUCGAGCACCAAUAAGACCAGGUGUCCUUGGUUCGCAAGCAAACAAUCUUCAGAUUGGUCACGAUAUGGCAGAGCAGGAACAGUGUAUUAACCCAGAAGAGAUGAUGAAUGGAUGGGGAAACAACAGUCAGAGAGACGAGAAAGAACCAUCUGAAGAUUUUUUGAAUGAUGAAGAAAAUGAAAAUGGAGAUACAGGCACGCAAGACGAGUGGCGUGAAGGUGGGGAAUUUGAUUUGAACACUAGAUGAACCUUGUGAGCAGGAUGAAAGGCUUGAUGACAAGGUUGCCAUUUGCAUUGGAUUAGCAAGUGUUGGUAACAAGAAAAGCGUGUAGAGGUGUAAAUGAAUUCAUUUUCUCAUUGAGUUAAUAUCUUUAAUUAUGUAUCUUCUCUUGUACCAAGUAUGCUAAAACAGUUACUUUGAAAUUCUCCUCUUCCUUAUUUGUGUUUUUUUUUA
Molecule: messenger RNA, 1518 nt
Organism: Tripterygium wilfordii
Lineage: Eukaryota; Viridiplantae; Streptophyta; Magnoliopsida; Celastrales; Celastraceae
Product: putative mediator of RNA polymerase II transcription subunit 26
Exons: 2
Coding region: 169-1311 (380 amino acids)
Biological process (GO): positive regulation of DNA-templated transcription
Cellular component (GO): SWI/SNF complex
Source: RefSeq, a predicted model, not a curated record